AUGCCCUCCAAGCGACGCAACAACGGCCGCUCCAAGCAUGGCCGCGGCCACACUGCCAUCGACAAGGCCAUCAAGCGCUUCCAGGUCCGUAACAUGGUGGACGCAUCCUCGCAGAGAGAUCUGAGGGAGGCCAGUGUGUACUCGAGCUUCAUGCUCCCCAAGCUCUACAUGAAGAUGCUUUACUGCGUCUCCUGCGCCAUUCACGGACGUGUGGUGCGCGUCCGCAACAAGGCCGGCUACGGUUUUGGGUUUCAUAAAAAUUCGUUGGACUGUGACUAA
Messenger RNA from Symbiodinium sp. CCMP2592, 279 nucleotides. The record is from the annotation of a GenBank genome assembly. NCBI's taxonomy places the organism in Eukaryota, Dinophyceae, Suessiales, Symbiodiniaceae.